Solanum dulcamara is the source of this 1911-nucleotide messenger RNA. Its product is annotated as transcription factor bHLH96-like. Gene Ontology annotation, biological process: regulation of transcription by RNA polymerase II. Bases 473 to 1519 code for a protein of 348 amino acids. Gene Ontology annotation, molecular function: DNA-binding transcription factor activity, RNA polymerase II-specific; RNA polymerase II cis-regulatory region sequence-specific DNA binding; protein dimerization activity. NCBI's taxonomy places the organism in Eukaryota, Viridiplantae, Streptophyta, Magnoliopsida, Solanales, Solanaceae. The transcript has 3 exons. The record is from RefSeq and is a predicted model, not a curated record.
UUCUCAGUACACAUAUUCAGGAGCUAAGCUAUUCACUACCCCCGCCCCUCCGGACAUCCCACCACCCCCACCAUAUUCUCUCUUUCUCCAACUUGCUUAGUGUCACGUGUGACAUAAUUUUGGGUACAUUUUGUUAGGUUAAAUUCAGUGAUUUUCUUUUCUUCUCUUAUAUAUAACAAGCUCAUCUGAUAGAAAGAAAAAAAGUUAUGUUUGUUUUGGUCCUUUGAGAAUUCUAGUGUUUGUGCUUUUGCUUAAAUACUUCCAAUCUAAAGAUAGGUUUCUUGGGAACAAACAUUAUUAUUUCUCUUCUUCCUUUCUUACUGUUGCUCCUCUUUUUCUUUCUUGGCCUUUCAAACCACUUUUCUUGUCCACACACAUAUAUAUAUAUAUAUGUCAUGAAAAUAAAGUAAAGAGAAAGAGGGUAUUUGGGGUUAAUUUUUAAGUUUUUUUUUUUCAAAAACAAAAAAAAAUUAUGGCAUUAGAGACAGUGAUUUACAACCAAGAAACAUUUGGGUACGGUUGCAAAGAGUACUAUAAUAUCCCAGCUAGUAAUAAUAAUUUGUGUAAUUUUAAUUAUAAUUAUGAGUUAGAUUUAUUACAAGGCGAAGAAGUAGGAGAAAUGAGUUUUACAAGUUUGUUAGAUAAUAAUAAUAAUAAUAAUAUAGAGGAAUCUUCCUCAUCACCAGCACUGAUGCACAACAACAAUGCGAGAGAGUACAACAUUUGGGAUCCAAAUUCUUCCCUAGAAGAUCGUCAGCUGUUUAUGGAAGAGUCUCCGGCGGCUAACAGAUCCGCCGCCACCUUCGGCCGCCGGAAAAGAAGAAGGACGAGAAGUUGUAAAAACAAAGAGGAAUUGGAGAAUCAGAGAAUGACUCACAUUGCGGUGGAAAGAAACCGCCGUAAACAGAUGAAUGAGUAUCUUGCUGUUAUUCGAUCUCUAAUGCCACCUUCGUACGUUCAAAGGGGUGACCAAGCAUCAAUAAUUGGAGGAGCCAUAAACUUUGUGAAGGAGCUAGAACACCAUCUUCAAACCCUAGAAGCUCAAAAAAGAAGUCAUUUUCAAAAACAAGAACAAGAACAACAACAAGAACACUCGGAUCCUCAUGGCUCAACUCCGCUAUUUGCUGAUUAUUUCACUUUUCCGCAGUACUCAACCCAUUCAAAGAGUAUUUCUUCGCCAGCAACAACAUCUGUUGCUGCUGCCGGAUCACGUGACUCUCCACUAGCCACGGAGAAAAUGUCAGCGUUGGCGGACAUUGAAGUGAGCAUGGCGGAGAGUCAUGCCAAUCUCAAGAUACUAUCAAAGAGAAGGCCAAAACAGCUCUUGAAAAUAGUAGCUGGUCUUCAGUGUCUAUGGCUCACUGUUUUGCAUCUCAAUGUCACCACUGUUGACCAUAUGGUUCUUUACUCCCUCAGUCUCAAGCUAGAGGAAGGUUGCCAGCUAACUACUGCAGAUGAAAUUGCUGACUCUGUUAAUCAAUUGCUUGGCAGAAUCCAAGAGGAAGCUGCUUCAAGCUGAUGAUUGAAAAAAUAAAAUAAAAAAUCGGUUAGAUUGUGUAUGAGGUUUAACAACAAUAACAUAUCCACUGAAAUUCCAUAAGAUGGGAUAUGGGGAAAGUUGUGUUUAUCAGUAGACCUUACUCCUAUCUCGUGGAUGCAGAGAGGAGUAAGGGUUUAAUCUUUCUCAAAAAUGUCCUCACUCUUUUUUCAUUUAAUUUGCUUUUUCUUAUUUGAGUUAAUUCGAGUUCUUGUACAAGAUCCUAACAUGCUACUAUGGCUCUAGAAAAAAUUAACAAUGUCCAUGUAUAACUAGCUAGCUUUUGAAAGUUUUAUGAGUGUACUUUGUAAUUGUUCUCAAGUAAAUCUGCAGUGGUUUAGGAAUGAAUUAGACAAUAAAAAUUACUUCAUUUA